AUGUGCGUCGGCAUUGCCUUUGUGAGCGCUCUGUCCUUGUUGGCGCUGGGGCUUACGGCGUUCGUCUACUUCCGCCGUCAGAGGGCAGCACUGCACCAAGCAGCCGCUUUUAAGCACAUCACGCCUGACCAGGACAUCUUCGGUCGUGUGGGUGUCCCUGGUGCUUGCGGUGAAAUGUUCCCGAGCGAAGGAGCGCACAUGGGCAACUACCGGAUGAUGACGAGCCAAGUGUUUUGCUUGUUCAACGCAUCCGCUCAUUACAGGCCGCCUACAUGGCGCUUUCCUCUGGGCAAGAUUCCCGGCAUGCUGUGCAGCCACGUCCUGUACUGGUCCGUGUCCGUGAACAACGCCGUGGAGCUGGAGUCUCGGGCCGAGGACUUCGACUACACAUGCAAGGGUCUAGACAGUGUUGCAGACCUCAAACGGCGCUUUAUUGCAAUGAAGGUGCACCUGGUGCUCAGCGCCAUCAGCCCCAACGAGAGCGCGCGGCUCUCGGAGAUCGCCGGCAACGCCAAACGACGGACCAAGUUGCUCUCCCAGCUGAGAACGUGGGCACUACGCUACGACUUCGACGGCGUCUUCGUCGCCUGGGGCGCGCCACGCGAAGCGAACCGAACGGCGGCGCUCUUCCGGGCGCUCGUCGAGGAUCUCAGGCCACGACUGAACAUCGGCGCCAUUCUGCCAGCGUCGCGGGAGGCGCUCAGUAGCUACGACCUCGAAGAGGUGUUCGCCACUGUGGACUGGGUCAUGGCCACCACGCAUGGCUUCUAUCCGGGAAAACACUGGAACUGGACGUCCUGUUCCAGCCCCUACAAGGACGGUAACCACGAAUCCAUCCAGCAGGUCCUACGCUACUACUGGAACAGGCUGAACGACCAGAUAGACCCGAGCAAGUUCUGCUUCACGAUUUCUCCGGCGGCCGUCGGCUACAAGGUGCCACAGGAGGGACUCUCGCUCGGCAUGCCUGCCAAGGGCCCGGGAAACAUCCACGGCGAGUCACGCGACGGCGGCAUGCUACGCUACAGCCAGGUGUGCCGCGACGAAGCGCAGGCGGCCAAGGACCUCUCCGGACUGUGCCUCUACGCUCGCUACGGCGGGACGUGGGUGGCGUUCGAGAACGCUAAGUCAACCAGCGCCAGGGUGAAGAGCAUCAUGCGCUGGCUGUCCGAGGUCAGGCACGUUGCCAACAAGAGCGCUGCCUAUUGCAUGGCCGUGUGGGACCUGGACCUCGAUGACCAUCUGGCCCAGUGUGGUGGACAACCGUACCCGAUAGUCGAAGCAGCGAUACGAGAACUACCAUGA
Messenger RNA from Rhipicephalus microplus (southern cattle tick), 1302 nucleotides. Its product is annotated as chitinase-3-like protein 1. Gene Ontology annotation, cellular component: extracellular region. Lineage: Eukaryota; Metazoa; Arthropoda; Arachnida; Ixodida; Ixodidae. Gene Ontology annotation, molecular function: chitin binding; chitinase activity. The record is from RefSeq and is a predicted model, not a curated record. Gene Ontology annotation, biological process: chitin catabolic process; carbohydrate metabolic process.